This is a messenger RNA of Chenopodium quinoa (quinoa), 1299 nucleotides long. Its product is annotated as probable calcium-binding protein CML49. The transcript is spliced from 5 exons. The record is from RefSeq and is a predicted model, not a curated record. Gene Ontology annotation, molecular function: calcium ion binding. Lineage: Eukaryota; Viridiplantae; Streptophyta; Magnoliopsida; Caryophyllales; Amaranthaceae. The coding region runs from base 134 to 1069 and encodes 311 amino acids.
AAAAGUUCCUGGCGCAAGCGCGUAAGUCGUAACUACUCCAAUAAAUACGAAUUACAAGACCUCCCAUUUCAUUCAAAAUCCGAUAAUCCCAAUUUUCUCUCUCCUCCAAAUUCCUCAAUCACACCGAUCAACAAUGUCAGGCUACCCUCACAACCCACCCAACUACGGCUACGGCCAACCCUACGGUGCACCACCACCUAACCAACCCCAAUCUUACGGCGCACCACCACCUAACCAACCCCAACCUUACGGCGCACCAACACCUAACCAACCCCAACCCUACGGCUCAACCCAUUCUCACCCACCUCCUCAAACGGCUCAACCCUACGCCGCACCAUCCUCCUACGGCUCCACCCCUUCGGCCCCACCUUCUUACGGGUCCAAACCCGAUAAACCCCCUAAAGAUAACCACCCUUCAUCUUAUGGGCCUCCUUCUUCGGGUUACCCGACCCCAUCUUAUGGGCCGCCGGGUCAUGGGUCGGCUUACCCAUCUCCUCCGGGUCAUGGGUCCAGCCCAUUUGCGUCGCUGCUACCGUCGACUUUUCCUCCGGGUACUGACCCGAAUGUGGUAGCGUGUUUUCAGGUUGCUGAUCAGGAUGGAAGUGGGUUGAUUGAUGAUAAGGAGCUUCAGAGGGCUUUGUCUUCUUAUAAUCAGAGUUUUAGUCUUCGUACUGUUCAUCUUCUUAUGUAUCUCUUUACUAGCUCUAAUUCUCGCAGGAUUGGUCCUAAGGAGUUUAUUACCCUGUUCUACAGUCUGCAGUCUUGGAGGGAAAUAUUUGAGAGAUAUGAUAGAGACAGGAGUGGCAAGGUAGAUGCUUCAGAGCUGCGUGAUGCGUUAUAUGGUCUUGGAUUUUCUGUCUCCCCUGUAAUCUUGGACUUGCUUGUCUCUAAGUUUGAUAAGACUGGGGGAAAGAGCAAGGCCAUCGAAUAUGAUAACUUCAUCGAAUGCUGCCUCACCGUGAAGGGUCUAACUGAGAAGUUCAAGGAGAAAGACAAGAGUUACAGCGGCUCAGCAACUUUUACUUAUGAGGAUUUCAUGCUCACCGUUCUACCUUUUCUUGUUGCAUAAUAUAGAAGGCGAGAAGUUAACUGGUUCCUUUUCUGGUCAUAGUUAGUAUGAUAUAUGUAAUUGUUCAUGUAUAAAACCUUAAAAUUGAUGGCUUGAUGCUUUGAGAUACAUAGCUUUGUUCUCACUUUAAACUGUUUUCAGAUGACUUGCUGUAAGUAGCAAAUGUACAUGAUGUGAUUUUAACUUUUAGCAAUUCAUGAGUGUUUGAUGUUUGUUUGUGCUUCCAUAAA